This is a messenger RNA of Peniophora sp. CBMAI 1063, 1002 nucleotides long. The record is from the annotation of a GenBank genome assembly. Lineage: Eukaryota; Fungi; Basidiomycota; Agaricomycetes; Russulales; Peniophoraceae.
AUGUCCGGAUCUCUUUCGCCUUCUCUUCAAUCGGUUGAUACGGACUUCGACGCGAACUUGAACGCCAUCGGUCUUGGAACCGCCGCCUCUGAGCGAUCGGCCGCGCUGGAAGAGACUCUCAAAGGCAUCGCAAAUAGCUCUGACCAGACUACGCAUGAUCGUGAGCGUGCCCUCGCCGAGCGCGAACAAUCCGUCAGAGAGCGCGAGGUCAGCGUACGAGAGCGUGAGCUCGCCGUCUCACAACGUGAGGCAAUCGUGACUCGUCGUGAGGAAUGCCAGGACACUCGAGAGUGUUUGGACCGUAGACAUGAUGAAGGGGGUGUUCAAGUUGAACAGAUACCCGUGCGGGAUCACGAGAGCAAGCCUCAUCCUCCAGCCAUACCAUCGUCAGAGUCUAUAGAUCCUGAAGGCCUUCCCGACCUAUCCGAGGCCGCAUGGGCAGAUAUCUCAUCCUUGCUCAAAGAGGGGACGCAUGAGAGCCAUGAGAAGGCCCUCAGCAUCAUCCUGCCCCUUUCCCUUCCUUCCAAAUCCCCUCUCCUAUUCAGAUCAUUCGUUGACAACAGCGCGCUCUUUGCGAAGUCUAUACCCGACAUCCUGUGCUCCGACACCACACUGCGACAUUUCCUUCGAGCUCUCAUUCGUCAAGUGGCACUCAACCCCGCGUACACUCCUGCCGCAAUCGUACUCAUACAGCGCAUUCGGCGUCACAUUGUGGAACAUUGCUCGCCUAUCGGUGGCGGCCUUGUCCAUCCGCUGUCGACAAUCCUCAAUCAAGACUUUCGAGAUCUGCAGAUCGGCUGGGCCAGGGUCGAGAACAUGUACAGCGUACUGGCCUAUCCGCGGUUCAAGCAGGCACUGCGGCAUGCCACGGAGAUGGCAUCUUCUUUCCGCACAAUCAUCGGAACUAGGGAUGAGCUCACGCAAAGGCUCUACCUGCAGAGGACGUCGAAUGUGAAGGAUCUCAUGAAUGAGCUAUGUGACUUGGGCAUCACACGCGUCUAA